AUGAUGAUGACGCAGUCUUACUAUGGCGGCGACUUCGACGCGUUCAAUCGGCCUGGUCACAGGGCUCCAACUGCAGCCCACUACGACCGAUCGGUGCCAUACACACACGGGUACUACGAGCAUCCACCACAUCCACACCAUGAGCUUCGGUCGGAGUAUGUCGGACGCUCAGGAAGCCGCACUGUGAUCGCGGAGCCGAGCCCUGAGGCUGGACCACAUGGCCACGCCCGACGGCGUAUUCAGGUUGCAUGCUCACGCUGCCGACGACGCAAGAUCAAGUGCACUGGGGACCCAGGUGAUGGCAGUGGCUGCUCGGCUUGCCGUUCUGCUGGCACUGAUCGCAAUCAGUGCACGUUCAUCAGAGUCGGAAGCAAGGAGAUGCCAAUGCCAGGCAUCGACUUGAUGGCCACCAACAGUGCCGUACCACCUGUAGCUCCAGCAUCCGCCGCAUACAGCGCAGAUGUGACCGCUGGUGCAUACGACGCCAGCAUGUAUCAGACGACCCACCACCAUCCCUCUCUGCCAAUGUUACAAACCCGCACGGCGUACCCCGAGUACGACCCUUACAACGCUUCACCCGUGGACGACUACACCUACGCGUCGUCCUCAAUGCCUCGACAACAGUCCUUCUCGAGCACUUACGGAGCAGAAAGCUUCCGUCCCUGGCCCAGCACUUCAGUAUCAGCGCCUGCCACGACUGCGAGCAUGUACUACGAGCCAGGCUCAGCCUUCAGCUUUGGUACUCUCCAGGCGAAUGGACCAUUCCCAGCAUCGUCCAUCUCUCGCUUACCUAGUGUGACGGGAGAGGCCUUCUCACCACUCAACAUGGGCUCGCUCCACUCUUCCCUGCCAACACAGACGGUCCAGGAACGACGUCUGCCUGCGCCCUAUACACAGUCAUACACUCAGCAGGGCUACGCAAAUGGAGAUGUGCCGCAAAUCAGGCCCCUGGCAUCUUUCUCGGAACCACAACGAGCGCACCUCGACAGCAUCAACAAUACUCGAGGCAGCAUGUCCUGGGCAAACGAGAUGCCUCCAAUGCCAUCCGUCUCCCGCGUCGGCUCGGUCAGCAGUCUGACCUCGUCCCAGUACCAACAACACCACGGCCUCCCCCUGUCCUCUUCCGCCUCCUCGACAUCCUCCAUCUCCGCCGACUCAGCAGUCCUAGGCUACCAAUUCAGCGCCUCAAGCGGCAGCCCUGAAGUCUCCCCCACCUCCGGUGCCUCCAUGGCCGAGAGUUCCUCCAGCAACUCCAGCUCCUCCACCGCCACAUCUUCAAUGAUGCCACCUUCCAAUCCCAACAUCCGGUACUCCGCCUCCAGCACCUACCACGGCCUCCCUGCUCUCAGCAGUGCCGCAGAGUCUCCUCGUCCACAGUCUUCCCGCGAAGCUGCUGCUGCGAGCCUUUACAGCUAUAGCACCGGCGUUGACCACGCGGCGACUGAGCGCCAGCCAAUCCAUGGCGGGGCGGAGGAUGUCCAUUAUGCUGCUGCUGCUGCGACACCACAGCUCCAGCAACAGAACUAUCCACCAAUGCGACACCCACAACCCCAGCAUGCGGCGAGCGUAGACGAGCUGAGACGUCGCUCAUCGUAUGAUCAGCGCGCUGCUACUGCGCAUCGUAUGUCGGUGCAGAACCUCAACGGCCGCUACUGA
Molecule: messenger RNA, 1656 nt
Organism: Fulvia fulva
Lineage: Eukaryota; Fungi; Ascomycota; Dothideomycetes; Mycosphaerellales; Mycosphaerellaceae
Exons: 3
Coding region: 1-1656 (551 amino acids)
Biological process (GO): regulation of DNA-templated transcription
Molecular function (GO): DNA-binding transcription factor activity, RNA polymerase II-specific; zinc ion binding
Source: RefSeq, a predicted model, not a curated record